AUAAAUCUAUUCUUCCCACCCCACCCAGGGAAAGGUUGUCCCCAAUUCCGAACAACUCAACCCUUCAUCUCUGCCAAGAUGAUGCACAUGACAUUUUACUGGGGCAGGAGGGUAACCAUCCUCUUCGAUUCUUGGAAAACCGAUUCAUGGCUCAGCUACUUUCUUUCUCUCUUCGCCUGCUUCCUCUUCUCCGUCUUCUACCAGUACAUGGAGGACCGCCGUCUCCGACUCAAGCUCCUCUCCGUAUCCAAGACCUCCCCGCCUCCCUCCGCCGGACCUUCCCUCUCCACCCCUCUGCUCUUGUCCAAGAUGGGCGCCCGCAAUUGGUCGCCUUCUCGAUUUGCGGGGGGGAUCUUGUUUGGGAUAAACGCGGCAAUCGGCUAUCUUCUGAUGCUGGCGAUUAUGUCCUUUAACGCCGGCGUGUUUAUCGCGGUGGUGGUGGGCUUGGGCGUUGGAUACUUGGUUUUCAGAGGCGGUGAUGAGGGUUUUGUGGUGGUGGAUAAUCCUUGUGCCUGUGCUUGAUCAGAUCGAUAUGGGUUUGACGUUGAUCUUUAGUUUCUCCUCUUUUUUCUUUGGUUGGAUCUUGGGUAUUUGUGAUGGUGUAAACUCAUGAUGGCGUAUCGUGUGUUGUAAAUUCGUGAUGGAUGAAUACAAAACGUAUUACAUAAUUUCCGGAUCUGUUUAUCUCUGUCUCGAAAAUUUUUUCUCCUAUGUUAA
Sesamum indicum (sesame) is the source of this 717-nucleotide messenger RNA. It is a transcript of the gene COPT5, whose product is annotated as copper transporter 5. Gene Ontology annotation, molecular function: copper ion transmembrane transporter activity. NCBI's taxonomy places the organism in Eukaryota, Viridiplantae, Streptophyta, Magnoliopsida, Lamiales, Pedaliaceae. Gene Ontology annotation, cellular component: plasma membrane. Gene Ontology annotation, biological process: copper ion transmembrane transport. The record is from RefSeq and is a predicted model, not a curated record.